UGAAUGCAGGGUCCGGGGAGAUCAGAUAUAGUGAAUGCAGGGUCCGGGGAGACCGGAUAUAGUGAAUGCAGGGUCCAGGGACCGGAUAUAGUGAAUGCAGGGUCCAGGGAGACCGGGUAUAGUGAAUACAGGGUCCGGGGAGAACCGGAUAUAGUGAAGGCCGGGUCCGGGGAGACCGGAUAUAGUGAAGGCCGGGUCCGGGGAGACCGGAUAUAGUGAAGGCCGGGUCCGGGGAGACCGGAUAUAGUGAAGGCCGGGUCCGGGGAGACCGGAUAUAGUGAAGGCCGGGUCCGGGGAGACCGGAUAUAGUGAAGGCCGGGUCCGGGGAGACCGGAUAUAGUGAAGGCCGGGUCCGGGGAGACCGGAUAUAGUGAAGGCCGGGUCCGGGGAGACCGGAUAUAGUGAAGGCCGGGUCCGGGGAGA
Messenger RNA from Staurois parvus, 423 nucleotides. The record is from the annotation of a GenBank genome assembly. NCBI's taxonomy places the organism in Eukaryota, Metazoa, Chordata, Amphibia, Anura, Ranidae.